Messenger RNA from Neltuma alba, 2168 nucleotides. Its product is annotated as chaperone protein DnaJ. Gene Ontology annotation, molecular function: heat shock protein binding; ATP binding. Bases 153 to 1640 code for a protein of 495 amino acids. The record is from RefSeq and is a predicted model, not a curated record. Gene Ontology annotation, biological process: protein refolding; response to heat. The transcript is spliced from 11 exons. Lineage: Eukaryota; Viridiplantae; Streptophyta; Magnoliopsida; Fabales; Fabaceae. Gene Ontology annotation, cellular component: cytoplasm; chloroplast thylakoid membrane.
UUCAUUCUUCCUUUCUGCUCUAGCUUUCAUGCCCUGCAACUGCAAAUCACAAUGAAAUGCGAUCAUUUCCAACAUUUCCGAUAGCAUAUUGUCUAGCGAAAUCGAGUCCUUUCUCACUGGAAUAUACAUUGUAGCUUCAUAUUCCAAAUUCAAUGGCCAUUGCAUCUUUCACUUUAUCUUCUCUGCUUCAACCCUCCAGUUCUUCUAUUUCUUCUUCUUCUUCUUCUUACUUCCUUGGUGGGGUCCAUCUCCGCUCCCAUGAAAGCUUCAUCUCUGUCCCUUCGCUUUAUUCGACUUCAAAUACGGAGGUCCCUUCUAGGCGCCUGCGAAUAGUGGCUGUUGCUUCUGGCGACUAUUAUGCUGCUCUUGGAGUUCCCAAAUCCGCCACAAGCAAGGAAAUUAAAGCGGCUUAUCGAAGGUUAGCUCGCCAGUACCAUCCUGAUGUGAACAAGGAGCCUGGGGCAACUGAAAAGUUCAAAGAGAUUAGUGCUGCAUAUGAGGUACUAUCAGAUGAUAAAAAGAGGGCUUUAUAUGAUCAAUAUGGAGAGGCCGGAGUUAACGGCUCCAUGGGAGGAGCAUCUAGUGCUUAUGCGACUAAUCCAUUCGAUUUAUUCGAGACAUUUUUUGGGCCAAAUAUGGGUGGCUUCUCUGGAAUGGAUCCAACUGGAUUUGGAACACGUCGUCGCAGUACUGUUACUAAGGGAGAAGAUAUUCGUUAUGACAUGUCCCUGGAACUUUCUGAGGUAAUUUCUGGAGCAGAGAAAGAAUUUGACCUUUCUCAUUUGGAAACCUGUGAAGUCUGUAUUGGAACCGGAGCAAAGAUGGGCUCCAAGAUGAUAGUGUGCACAACUUGUGGUGGUAGGGGUCAGGUGAUGAGGACUGAACAAACACCUUUUGGAAUGUUCUCUCAGGUUUCAGUAUGCCCAAACUGUGGAGGGGAUGGCGAAGUCAUAUCUGAAUAUUGUGGCAAAUGCAGCGGGAAGGGACGUCUACGAGUUAAGAAGAAAAUUAAAGUUCAAGUUCCACCUGGGGUUAGCUCGGGCAGUAUAUUGAGAGUUGCUGGGGAGGGUGAUGCUGGACCAAGAGGGGGUCCUCCAGGAGACCUUUACGUAUAUCUUGAUGUGAAAGAAAUACCAGGAAUUGAAAGAGACGGUAUUAAUCUCUGUUCAACAAUCACAAUCGGUUACCUAGAUGCCAUACUUGGAGCCACUGCCAAGAUAAAGACAGUUGAAGGCAUUUCCGAACUACAAAUACCUCCUGGUACCCAACCUGGAGAUGUUCUUGCCCUUGCAAGAAAAGGCGUUCCGAAACUAAACAAACCAUCAAUACGUGGUGAUCAUCUGUUUGCAGUUAAAGUUACUAUACCAAAACGUAUCAGUACAAAGGAACGUGAUCUGCUUGAAGAACUUGCUUUGCUUGGCAACAACACUGCAAGCAACCGAUCAAAAUCCCGUCCUAGAACUCAAUCUUCUGCAGGAAGUACAGAAGGUCCAUCAUCUCAAAAUGCCGAAAGUCCAGCACCAACAGUAUCAGAAAAAGCUGGAGAAUCAGAAGAUCAAAAUGACAUAUGGAAAAAGUUAAAAGAUCUUGCUAGACCUCUCGCAAAUGGAGCAUUAAAGUGGCUAAAAGAUAAUCUCUAGUUCAAUGGCUUUAUAUACGAGGUCGUCCAAAGUCUCGAAGAUGCAUUUUAUCUUGUUGAGUCAGAUCUUUAUGAUUCCAGAAACCGCUAAAAUCAAAAGGGCUAUGCAGACAUUUUAAUCACAUGCUUGAAGUGAAAGUUGUUGGCAUUCUACAGCACAAUCAAGCAGGAAGUCUUGCAUAUUCUUCAUUCGCUUUGCUUGUAUAUUUAGGCUAUAGGUAAUUUAUACAGGAUCACAUGUUCAAGGAUCCACAGCGUAUUCCAUUAGCAAUUGACCGUAGGAAAAUCUAUUGUAUAUUUGAUAGGAAGUUUAGGCUCUAUUUGAGAGAAUCACCGAAAACUAACUGGAAUUAUAUAACCUUCUGAUUAUUCUGUGGAAGUAUAUAUUUCUUGCAUCCUUUUUAUGCAACUCGUUUCUGUUGUUGACUGCACUUUCUAAGCUAGGCCAGUGUAUAUUAAAAAUAAGAUGCUCAAGAUGAUGUAAAUAUCACAUUCCUUUCCUUGUCACACCGCUGGUGUUGGCAUUUCA